Molecule: messenger RNA, 1059 nt
Organism: Cladocopium goreaui
Lineage: Eukaryota; Dinophyceae; Suessiales; Symbiodiniaceae
Source: the annotation of a GenBank genome assembly
AGGAUCUGGCAAGGCAGAAUUUCGCAGCAAAGGUUGAAGGGGAGCUCGGUGCCGACAAGGGAGAUGUCAUUGAAAUGCGUUUGCAGCAGUAUAAGCGGCACGUCCUGACGAUCAGCGAAUUCUUCAAGAAUUCAGUGCGACGCAUCGAAGUGCAUGGAGGAGAUCACGAGCAGGAAAGUGUCUACAAGACGAUUUGCAGCAAUUUGCACUACAGGGGGUUCUCAAAUGCGCCUCUUCGUAUGCAUCGCAUUUGCGUUCUGGGGCCAUGCGCUUCCGGCAGGACCACACAGUGCAGCAUGCUCUCCAAGAGGCUUGGUGUUGUUCAUGUGGAUUUGGCGACAUUGCUCCGUGAGAAGCAGGGUGAAGGUAAAGAAGAAGUGCCACCAGAGUUUGUAGGUGAUGAAGAAGCGUGCGCGCUUAUAGGAUCGCGGCUUCGACAAACGGAUUGUGUCAGAAAGGGUUGGGUCCUGGAUGGCUUCCCAAAGACAAGGGCACAAGCAGAAUUCUUGAGGCAGGCUCAUUUGUGGCCAUCUCGCGUCAUCCAGCUUCAAGUUGCAGAUGCAGUUGUUGAAACACGCGCUUCGUCCCGACGUGUGGAUCCUGUGACUGGCAUUGCGUACUACACGAAUCCAAACAGCGUGGCAAUCAGACAGCGGCUCAUUCAAUGUCCACAUGACCAGCCAGAGAAGGUUCGUGUGCGAGUUGCCCUUUUCGGCGAGAACAUACAGCAGGUUGCAGAUUCCUGGAAGAGAGUCUUUAGCUGUGUUCUCGCCGAUGGCCAGCCGGAAGAUGUUGCUGCAGGCGUGCUGGAAAGAGUCUCUAAUCCUCUGCAAUCAGAGAUUGCACAGGACCCGAACAGUGGCCUCUGAGAGGUUUUUCACGACGCCUCUUGUCUUGUCAAUCGCAAAAAUUGAAGGAACUCUCAGGCCAUGGGUUCCGCUCCCACGGAUGCAUUGGUAAAGCUAGUGGCAAGGCAAGUUUGAGCCUUGUGCUCAAGUGCUGGUUUCACAGGAGCUGAAAGCUGGCUUCUCUUGCAAGACAACGCAAGCAUAAUUAUAC